Volvox carteri f. nagariensis is the source of this 705-nucleotide messenger RNA. RefSeq lists its product as uncharacterized. The record is from RefSeq and is a predicted model, not a curated record. The coding region runs from base 1 to 705 and encodes 234 amino acids. Lineage: Eukaryota; Viridiplantae; Chlorophyta; Chlorophyceae; Chlamydomonadales; Volvocaceae. The transcript is spliced from 5 exons.
AUGCCAUGCACGAAGGUGAACGACGCUUUCCGGAACGCCUCUGAGAACUUAUCCAGCAGGAUCUUCCGUACUACUUCCCCGGCCUUUCCUGGUGUUGUGGCGGGCCUCGGGCUGCCGCUGGAUGCAGAAGUCCUCCGCAGCCCUCGGGCAGGCACAGGUCUCCCUCCGGUGGCGGAGGCAACGCAGACGGACUUUGACACCUUCUCCCGGCAGCUGAUGGGCGCUUUGGCAACCCUAGGCCAGAUCACGGGCUCGGGUUACACGGGGUUGACUGCGAACGGGAAUGCCUACCUCAACAGCUUCUGCUGCAACACGGUCCGGAAGGCGGGUAUCGACCUAAGCCUAAGUCCAGCGGACGACAGCACCAUUAAGGUUGGGGGGGUCAGUAUCGACAUGGCUAGCCUUCUGGCUGCCAUUCCAGCCGCCUUCCCCGCGGGCUCCUCCGCCGCCACCGCCGCCAAGACUGCCGUCAACGCCGCAGGCCAGGCCCUAAGCGCGCUUGGGGAAUCCAUCACGGGCCUGCCGAGGUGCAGCUUGCUUGACUGGCUGGCGUUUGCGCUUCAGGGCGACCCGCAGCUGGCGCAGCAGUUCAGUCAAUUGAUCAGAGCCUCGCUGGGCUUGAACGCGGGGCUCUUCACGCAAGCAUUGGCCGGAGCCAACCAGGCCGCCAACAAUGCGGCCGGCAUCCUCAGCACCCUGGGCUAA